Messenger RNA from Venustampulla echinocandica, 1389 nucleotides. Its product is annotated as FAD dependent oxidoreductase. The coding region runs from base 1 to 1389 and encodes 462 amino acids. Gene Ontology annotation, cellular component: cytoplasm. Lineage: Eukaryota; Fungi; Ascomycota; Leotiomycetes; Helotiales; Pleuroascaceae. Gene Ontology annotation, molecular function: oxidoreductase activity. The transcript has 3 exons. The record is from RefSeq and is a predicted model, not a curated record.
AUGAGCAGUACUAUCGCAAAACCUUGCCCAUCUUCUUUGCUUCCUGUCAAAGACUCAACCACCCCGUUCUGGAGAACACAACUCCACGAGCUGGAUGACCACCAGUCAACUCCAGACCUGCCAUCUCUAUGCGACAUUCUCAUAAUUGGAGGCGGCUAUGCCGGCAUUGCUGCCUCCUACCACCUCCUCGCUGGCGAAGAUUCGAAUCUAGAGACAAGUAAGCCGUCUGUUGUUCUUUUAGAAGCAAGGGAGGCAUGCUCUGGUGCCACCGCUCGAAACGGUGGACAUCUCCGUCCCGCGGUAUAUGCUCACCUAUCAUCCUAUAUUAAGGAGUACGGUGUUGAGGCAGCUUCCGAAUUGGCAGAGUUUGAGCUCUCUCAUGUGAAAGCAAUUGCGGAUUUAGUUGAGAAAGAGAAGAUAGAAUGUGAUUUCACACUCACGAAAAGUUUUGAUGUUUUCACAGAUAACGAUAUGGCGGAGGAGAUUAAGGAAGCCUAUUUCGAAUUGAAAGCGGCGGGAAUUGCUAAAACCACGAUGGAUGAUUUAGUGUGGACGGAGGGCGAAGAUGCAGAGAAGGUUUCGGGGGUGAAAGGCUGUGUAGGCUGCUUCUCCUUCACAGCGGCACACCUAUGGCCCUACAAGCUAAUGAUGGCUCUACUGUCACGCUCCGUAGCCCAUGGCCUUAACCUUCAAACCCACACACCCGUAACAGGCAUCUCCCGAUCUUCAUCAGGAACUUGGACAGCGAUAACACCCCGCGGUAGUAUUACAGCGCGCCAGGUGAUAAUCGCAACCAAUGGAUACGUCUCCGCGCGGCUCCCUGAAUAUUCGGGCAAAAUCGUGCCCUGCCGUGGCAUUUGCAGCCGUAUAGUCGUCCCCCCCUUCACUCAACAUCCACACAUAGACAAAACAUAUGGCCUCCGUUUCCCGGGAGGCUCGCAUGACUAUCUCAUACCGCGCUCCGACGGCAGCUUAAUUGUCAGUGGUGCACGCAGCAAGUUCAUCACCGAUCAGAGUACUUGGUAUAAUGUGGUCGACGACAGCUCACUCAUUGAAUCUGCUUCGAAUUAUUUUGAUAAUUAUAUGCAAGACCACUUUUUGGGGUGGGAGGAAAACGGUGCGUAUGUGGAGCGCAUUUGGACCGGUAUUAUGGGAUUUAAUGACGAUAAGAUCCCCAGUGUAGGAGAGGUUCCCGGCCGUGAAGGAUGCUUCAUUGCGGCUGGGUUUGAGGGACAUGGUAUGCCUGUUAUUUGGCUUGUAAUGAGAGGGGUUGUCAGCUUGCUCAAUGGAAAACGGUUUGAAGAUGUGGGUAUUCCGAGGAUUUAUAAGACAACGAAGGAAAGAUUAGACAGCACGACGCAGGUCGGCCAGGUUUCGACAACUUCCUAG